This is a messenger RNA of Salvelinus fontinalis (brook trout), 4508 nucleotides long. Its product is annotated as integrin alpha-X-like. Gene Ontology annotation, biological process: cell-matrix adhesion; cell-cell adhesion; cell adhesion mediated by integrin. The transcript is spliced from 30 exons. Gene Ontology annotation, cellular component: integrin complex; external side of plasma membrane. Lineage: Eukaryota; Metazoa; Chordata; Actinopteri; Salmoniformes; Salmonidae. Gene Ontology annotation, molecular function: integrin binding. Bases 135 to 3617 code for a protein of 1160 amino acids. The record is from RefSeq and is a predicted model, not a curated record.
GCGCAUUUACCGACCGGUUCACUCCUUCAUUAUCGUGAAAGGUUUCACCACAUAAUAUUCUUCGAGCCGGUGCUCUCCUCAUCUUCUCGGCGUUCACAACUAUGCGAGGACUGUAAGCGCGGACUUCAGUCGACAUGGACAACCACCUGGAACACAUCCAGUUUUGGUGUUUACUGGGACUUUUGCAAUUCGCACCGUUGACAGUGGGGUUCAGCUUCGACAUUCGCUAUCCCAGAACAUUAAGUGUCUCGGACUCGGAGGCAACAGGGUCCCAUUUCGGUUAUCGUGUCUGUCAGUUUGGACCGGCGCAGGGAGGCAGCAGUGUGUUGGUCACAGCUCCUUUUCAAGACAGUGGGACAGGAGUGGUUUACAGAUGUUCUUAUGACAGUGGCACUUGUAAAGCUCUACCUGUACAAGUGGAGCCGGGAGUUUCAUUAGGCUUGUCACUAGCUUGUAAUGCUGACAGAGCUAUGGUGUGUGGACCACGUCGGAUCCAUGGCUGUGAUACUCUAAACUACCUCCAAGGACUUUGUGUUGAGCUGGGGCCACAGCUUACGGUCUCACAAACACUGAAGCCUGCCUUUCAAGAGUGCCGUGAGUUUGGCUUGGAUGCAGUGAUUCUGUUUGACGGAUCUCAGAGUAUCACAACCAGAGACUUUGUCACCAUGAUCGACUUCAUCAAAAACAUUAUUCGGAUGUUCACUGCACCCCGUGCACAGGUGGCAGUUGCUCAGUAUUCGACAGACACCAGUGCUGUCUUCCACUUUGAGGACUUUGUGUCUGACCCUAACCCUGACACUCUGAUGCAAUCCGUGGACCAUUUCCAGGAGGCGACAUACACCCCAUCAGCCAUCCGCUACGUUCUAGAAGAGAUGAUGACAGAAGAACGGGGGAUGAGGAAACAUUCCAGGAAGCUGUUGGUUGUGAUAACAGACGGCAAAUCUAACGACCCCAAAGAGACCUUUAACUCUGUCAUACCAUUGGCCGAGAUGAAGUCCGUCAUCAGAUUUGCUAUUGGGGUUGGGAAGCAAUUCUCUCGACAAGAGCUUGAGCAGAUUGCGUCUUUCCCAAACUUUGUAUUUGAGACAAACAGUUUUGAUGCUCUGAAAUCCAUUCAGAAUGAGCUUAGGGAGAAGAUCUUUGCAAUUGAAGGAAGUAACUCGACCAACUCCAGUUCUUUUGAACAGGAACUGUCCCAGGGAGGCUUUAGUACCACUCUCUCUGGGGGUGUGUCUCUGUUUGGGGCAGUAGGGUCAUACGCAUGGUCUGGGGGCAUUGUGGAGGCAGCCAGAGGAGUGAAUGCCACGUUCAUCAAUGCCUCUGCGCUUGAGACAGACAUGCAGAACUCCUAUCUAGGUUACUCGGUGGCAGUGGCAGAGACGGUGAAUGGCAGUAUAUAUUUUGCUGGAGCUCCCAGGUUCAACCACACUGGGCUGGUCCUGGUCUUCCAGAGGUACCCUCUCCAACAGAAGUGGACUGUCACCCACAGGAUACCUGGAUCUCAGCUUGGUUCCUACUUCGGGGCAGAGCUGUGUGUGUUAGAGAGCCAUGCUGGGCCAGGGGAGGGCCGUGCUGGGCUGCUGGUUAUUGGGGCUCCUUGGUAUCACGCCCAGGAUGUUGGGGGAGAGGUCCACGUCUGUACCCUGGAGACUGGAGCACCCAACUGCUCCCUCACCCUGCGUGGAGUCCAGGGGAAUGUCCAUGGUCAGUUUGGGACGUCUCUGUCCCCCUGUCCAGACCUGAAUGGGGACGGGUUGCCAGAGCUGGCUGUAGGAGCCCCGCUGGAGGACAGAGGACGUGGGAGUGUUUACAUCUUCCUGGGACGCCCUUGGGGCAUCCAGGCCAAAUACAGUCAGAGGAUCCAGGGAGUGAGCGGGAGAGCGGGUAGAGGGCUGCAGUUCUUUGGGGUUUCGGUGCACUCUGCUGGGGAUCUGAACUCAGACGGACUGGCUGAUAUGGUGGUGGGAGCUAAAGGAGCCGCUUUCAUACUGAGGUCCCAGCCAGUGAUGCGCGUGUUGGUGUCUGUCACCAUGGACCCUCCCAUGAUCUCCCAGAACUCCUUCCACUGUGCCGUCCCCAUGGCCCUUAACACUCCUGUAACCACAGCCAUUCUGUGUGUGACUGUCACUGGGGCGCACGUGGGAAACAUACAGGCUUCUCUCCAGGCAUCAGUGUCUGUGACAGUGGAUCUACUGGAGGAUCAGACCAGGACCAGGCCAGCCCGUCUGCGCUUCUACCCCAGAUCAACAUCCUCCAGCUGGGAUGAAACAGUUACAGGCACUGCCUGCCACAACUUCUCCCUCAGUGUCCCGGAUUGUAUAUCAGACUACCGUGAGGUGCCUCUGUCUGUUCAAUUGGCUGUAGAGGGCCUGGAGGUACCAGGGACAGGAGGACUGAAGUCAGUCCUGAGCCCAGACAACCCAACCUCUUUUGCACACAUGAUCUUGCUGGAGAAGGUUUGUGGCGAGGACCAUGUGUGUGUCUCUGACUUAUCAGUCAAUGUCACCAGUCCAGAGGUGGUGUGUAGCCAAGGUUUCCCAGUAGAAGUGUCUGUAGAGGUGGCUAACAGUGGAGAGGAUUCCUCUGAGGCUGAGCUGACACUGGUCCACCCCUCCUCCAUACCCUUUGUUCGUGCCAAACGGCCAUCAGGACCAGGCCAGGUGGCUGUCUGGUGUGUGUCCAACACCACAGAACUAGAAAACAUCACACACACAGUGUGUCCCCUCAGCUCUACUGUCCUGAGACAGGGGGCGCGGGUGACAGUGUUGAUGUCAUUCACAGUGUAUGAGCCAUCCUGUUUGAGAGAAAGACUGGCUUUCAAUGUGUUUGUUACUACUGAUAAUGAAGGGCAGGGCACCCUUCAGGAUAAUUAUGCAAGCACCUCUGUAGAUGUCAAACUUCCUAUCAAUAUUGUUGUGAAAGGAGGAUACUCCUCCCAAUACAUAACUUUCCCAGACAACAAGCUUCUGGAGCACAUAUACAUGGUGGAGAAUAUAGGAAAUGUGGCCGCACCGGUCACUGUUACAUUUGUGAUUCCAGUGGAGUUGGACUCUGGUUACCGGUGGAAUGUGUCUCUUCUUCAAACAGAUAACAGCAGAGGAACGUGUGAGAGGAAGGAGGUAUUCUCUAAACAGGAAAAAAACACCCUGUUUUAUCAGCACUGUAGUGGGGUCAUCUGUCAUCUGUUUGGCUGCACCAUAGGACUGUCAUCCAUCAAUCAGCCAGCCAUCUUCAAGUUUGUUGGGAAUAUCAGUAGAAGCUCCGAGGGUUCAGCGGUGCAGCAGGUGGAGGUGGUCAGUUGGGGGUCGCUGUCCUUCGACCAGAGUGUCUACUCCCAGUACCCUGCGGUUGGUUCUCAGAGUGUGAAGAUUCUGUCCAUUCUGGAGACGACGCCUGAAUCCCACACUGCUCUCAUUGCUUCCAUCAGUGUUGUGUUUUCACUGUUGCUACUGACGAUAAUCUCUGCGGUUCUCUACAAGAAGGGCUUUUUCAAGAGCAGAAGAAUUGCCUCUGGUGGUGUAGAUUAUAGUACAGCUGUUCCUGGUCGGACUGCAGCCCCUGAUGAUGACCGUGGUCUGACCGCUAAUAUUACCCCACUGGGGGAGAACACCCUGUAGCCCAGUGGCGGUCAGUGCCGUUUAAGUUGAGGGAGGAAGAUUUUUUCUAUUAAAGCAUAUCGGAUGACUGUCAUUCAUAUUCCAUUCACCCAGGGCAAUGUAACAUCGGAUAGGUUUAGGCUACUACAUGAUACUAGAAUUUUCCCUGUACCCAUCAUGAGGGUUCUACAACUUAGCCUAUGAAUGAAAGCUUACAACGUAGGUGCACACAGGUCAAGAGAGACAUUUGAAGUGACAGACAGUGACACCUUGCACACUCUUGCCUUCAUCUAGCUGCUACAAGGUGUAGUCAUUAGUCCAACAUUUGCAAACAAAAGUUUCUAUUGGACAAAUUCAAGUAUGUUUUGUCGUGGUAAUUUCCUGUAUUACUAAAUGGAAAGAGUUUACAAACCACACACAAGUCAGAGUUAUAUUUUACAUUCCAUCUCAAAUUUUAUGAGCUUCACCAUAGCCCUUUUGACUCUCAGAUCAAUUCAGUGUCUAUAAAUGAAUUCUCUGAGAGUCCCUUACAAAAGAAUACUUAGUAUCUUUUAUAGCCAAGAUACACCCCUCUCAACUCACAUGACGAACCACAGAUCUUAGGCCUUUUACUUGAAAGAGGAGUAUCCCAUAGCCAGAUAGCAUUAGCUAUAAAUUAUUGUUCAGUUUGGUCUCUUUAGACGAGAUUCUAAUCUCGUUCUUGGUACCACUUAGGACCAAAACAUUACCUCAUCCAAUGGCAUAUAUCAAUUGUCAAUUCUAGAUACACCCAUCUCAAAUAACCCCCCUCCUGGACAAGCUCAGAAAGGGGAGUGAUUCUCUAGGUCAUAUACCAGGUCAAGAUUCAUACAACAUCAGAGGGGUAAUACAAUGAUUCCAGACACUGCCAUACUCCCCCCCCCCCCCCCCCCC